Molecule: messenger RNA, 974 nt
Organism: Panicum virgatum (switchgrass)
Lineage: Eukaryota; Viridiplantae; Streptophyta; Magnoliopsida; Poales; Poaceae
Exons: 2
Coding region: 188-679 (163 amino acids)
Biological process (GO): intracellular protein transport; endoplasmic reticulum to Golgi vesicle-mediated transport
Cellular component (GO): endoplasmic reticulum membrane; endoplasmic reticulum
Source: RefSeq, a predicted model, not a curated record
CCACUACUAGUAGUGCCCUUCUAGAUUCCAAAACCAACCACGAGGUAGACCGCCGCUUCGGCGACGGUCGUGAAGAAAAGGGGAACGGCCGCCGCCUCGAUCCAAGUAUCCAACAAACCCCUGCCUGCCUCCCCGAUUCGGCUCGUCGCCCUCUCUUCCCCUCCGCCGCCGACGGCCCGCCUCGAAGAUGAUCCAGCUCUUCUUCACGGUGCUCGCGGCGGAGGCUGCGGUGGCGUCGACUCUGCUCUUCAAGACGCCUCUGCGGAAGCUCGCCGUGCUCGCGCUCGACCGCCUCAAGCGCGGGCGCGGGCCCGUCAUGGUGCGCACCGUCGCGGCCACCGUCCUCGUCCUGCUCGCGUCCAGCCUCCACACCAUGGCCCAGAUCCGCGGCCGCGCCGAGGGGGAGCUCGACGGCGCCGGGGUCGUGGGGCUCACCCCCACCGACCAGGUCCUCCUCUCGCGCCACCUCCUCGAGGCCUCGCUCAUGGGAUACUCCUUAUUCCUUGCUCUAAUCAUUGACCGGCUGCACAACUAUGUCAAAGAAAUUCGAAGGCUCAAGAAAAACCUGGAGGCUGUAUCAAAACAGAAUAAGACUAUGCUAGAGGCAGCAGCCAAUGGAAAGUUGGAAGAGAGUGAGCGUGACCAGAAGGACAUUUCUGAUGCCAAAAAGGAUACCUAAGUAUGGCAUUUGAUUGGGCAUCCAGACAAAGACUCCUGGCAUCCUAGUCGGUUAUUGGUAAUUUCCCAUCCAAGAAAUGAGAAUUGAGAUCUGUGCAUAAGAGCUCGGCUUUAAUGUGCUGAAACACAGAUUAACGCUGAACCUCGCUUAGAGCUAGGCAUCUGGCCUAGCACUGAAUGAUGCUCCUCUCUGAAUACCUGAUGCUACAGCUGUUAAACCAAAUGUUAACCGUGUGCUCGUCAUGUGAUCAACUUUCAUAAUGAUACUAUUGGUACCGUUCUCAGUUUAGCUGCCA